GAACAUCACUGUGCAGCAGUUGACACACGUUGGAGACACGCUAAGGUAAAGGUUAGCGCGAAUGCUAACUUUAUAACGUUUAAGAUAAUUCUCAUGAGUGUUGUAGUUUUCUUUAGAGACAGUGGACUGAUGUGCAGAGAUGCUGGCUGCGGUGCGGUGGAUAUUUAGCAAACUCGUGUCCCCGUUGUGGAGAUUAGCGGAGGAGGAUGAAGACACCAUUUUACCUGGUGUAACAGUUAAGGAUGAUAUUCAGCGCCUGAGAGGGAGUGUGGUUACGCAGCUGUACCUGGACUAUGGCAUGAUCGACAAUGCCAUUUACUUCACUAACUCUGUGGUCCGGGGAGGAAUACUGCUUAAACAAGGAGACCUAGUCAACUGUAUCGUGGUCCGAGAUUAUUCUCAAGGUGGCUUGAAAGCAUUAAUGGUGGAGAAGAGCGUAGAUGACUGGGAGGACGCAGGGAAGAGCUCUCUGGAGGCAGACAGGAUGCAGCUCAGACCGCUCAUUGGCACCGUCACAUCGUACGAUGGAGAGGGAGGUUACAUAAACCAGAACACCUACUUCUCACAUCACACUCUCUUGGAAGGGUAUGAGCCGAUGAAGGGAGACUGGGUCCAAGCCAAAUACGUCAUUAACUCAAGUGAGUGGACCACACAGGCCCAGUCUGUGGCCCCUCUGCGCUACAGCCGCUUGGACAAGGUUCAAGUGACGAGUGUAUAUGGGAGAAGUGGAGUGGUUGAGGACACAGUAUUCUUCUGCCUGGAUUCUCUGCUCCUUCCUGCGAACUACCAGCCCUCACUGGGGGACUUUGUCAACCUGGUCAUGGUGGAAAGCACUCAGUCUUUCUACAACUGGAGGGCCCUCUGUCUUGCUCCAUGUAGACCAAGUGAGAAGCCGUCAGCUGUGUUGUCUUCUGAGGCUGACCUCAUGGAAAACAAAGGAGGACUGGAUGUGUCCACUUAUGGAAACUUUGGGGAUUUGAUGAUGGGGGAAAGAAGAAGGCUGGUGCUCUGGAUUCAAAAUAAAGGUUUGGAGAUUCAGACACUGAAAUGCUGUGAGUUUGCCGACUGGGACUCAGAAAAACAGUUCUCUCUGGUCAACAUCAACUGGUCCAAAUUAGCACAACAAAAACCAUCUUCCCAAGAUCCAGACACGGCUCAUCCCGAUGUCUUUCCAGAAGAAAGUGCCACGAAAGAAGGAGAGAAAGAAAACGAAGAAGAUUCAAAGAUGCAUCCAGUCAGUUUGAGACGAGAUGAGAGAGAGGUAGAGAUCGCACCUGGAGAGAGGGUAUCCAUCACUGUGGCCUGUGAUGCCAGGAUGUUGGGGUGUUGUGCUGAGCUGUUAUUGCUGCACUUCUCCUCCUUCACCAUCGGGAGGCGCCUGGAUGUCAUGGUGGCCAGUGAAGAUGAGGCUCUGCUGAAGCCGGCUGUCCCUUAUGCUCCUUUUGACCGAAGUGCCUCCUCUGCUCCAGUUUACGACCGUGUGAUCACUGUCGCUGCUCCCAAAGACCCUCCCAAGCUCACAAAAAGGCGUUUGCCAAACUUCCUCCCAAGCUUCCUGGUGCCUCAGGCUCUGAGAGACUGUGUGGAGGCACAGAGUGAUGUGCUGGUGGUACAGCCCAGUCUGGGAGAGGUGCUGUCUGCGUCGAACAUGCACGCUCGCUUCUCCACACUGCUGUGGCUGGAGGAGCUUCAGGAAGAACAGGAGAUCCAGAAGUUCACCAUAAACGGAGCUCUCCUCAUAAAGGGCUCCACCUACCUGCACUUAGAGGUGCUGGGGCUGGCGGAGGGCCGACCCAGCCUCAAUAUAGGUGACAAAGUAGUUCUAAAGAAACCUCUCAGUGGCGGCAAAGUGAUGGAGAUUAUUAGUUAUGUUGCAGAGAUUGAUGGUGAAGAUGUGAGUUUAAGAGUGAACUUUGAAUUUCAACACAACUUUCUUGGAGAGCCUUUAGAUGUAGAGUUUUCCUACAACAGGUUAACCUCAAGACGGUGUCAUCAUGCUCUGGAUCAGGUCAAACCAUUUGCAGAAAUGCUCUUUCCAACCAGAGUAACUGUCCAGCCUCCUCAAUGGACAGGAAAAUGGUUGGAUGAAUCAGAAACGGAUAAAGAGAACAAGCAUGAGGGUCAAAUCAUGGAAAAUGGAAAGAUUUCAAGUAUUUCUAUUGACAUGAAGUCAAAGGCAACACAGACUAAAGAUGGUUCCCUGCCAUCCAAAUGUGUUCCUUGUGAAGGCCAGUUUUUUAACCCAGACUUGAACGUACCGCAGAGGGAGGCGGUGAAGAGGAUUCUGUCAGGAGAGUGUCGGCCCACUCCCUAUAUCCUGUUCGGACCCCCAGGCACAGGCAAAACCAUCACUCUGAUAGAGGCCAUACUGCAGGUGUGCUAUUUCCUGCCCAGUAGCCGCGUGCUGGUCUGUACUCCCUCCAACAGCGCGGCUGACCUCAUCUGUAUCAGACUGCAUCACAGCGGCUUCCUGGAUUCCGUCAGUUUGGCCCGUGUCAACGCCUCCUGCAGGCAGGAGGAGGCUAUCCCAGAUGUUUUGUGGUCCUACUCCAGAGCUGGUGAGGACUUAAGACACGCCUCUUUUCACAGGAUCGUGGUCACCACCUGCUCCAGCGCUGGAAUGUUCCACAAUAUCGGACUUCAAGUUGGCCAUUUUACCCAUGUGUUUCUGGAUGAAGCUGGUCAAGCCACGGAACCUGAAGCCCUGAUCCCCAUAAGCCUUGUCUCUGAAAAGGAUGGACAAAUAGUGCUGGCUGGAGACCCUCAUCAGUUGGGUCCGAUUGUGAAGUCUAAAGUGGCAGCUGCAUUUGGUCUGGGGGUUUCUUUGCUGGAGCGGCUCAUGGCUAACCCUCUGUACUCCCGACACGACUGGGGAUACAAUCCCAGGCUGGUGACUAAGCUGGUUUAUAAUUACCGCUCCCAUGAGGCUCUGCUGAUGCUGCCCUCCAGACUGUUCUAUGACGGGGAGCUGCGUGUGAAGGCGCUGCACUCUGUGGUAGAGUCCCUCUGUCAGUGGAAGGUUCUGCCCAAAAAAGGAUUUCCUCUGCUCUUCCAUGGAGCCAGGGGCACAGAGAUGAGGGAAGGAAACAACCCUUCCUGGUUUAACCCUGUGGAGGCAGUACAGGUCAUGCUCUACUGCUGCCAGCUCGCCAAGAAGCUCUACAAACCUGUGAACGCCUCUGACAUCGGCAUCAUCGCACCUUACAGGAAACAGAGUGAGAAGAUCCGUAUGCUGCUCAGAAAGGUUGGCCUGUCAGACAUCAAGGUUGGCUCAGUGGAAGAGUUUCAAGGACAAGAGUACCUGGUCAUCAUCCUCUCCACUGUCCGUUCCAAUGAAUCUUUGCCCAGUGAUGACUUGCAAAGCUCUAUUGGUUUUUUGAGCAAUCCCAAACGCUUCAAUGUUGCCAUCACUCGGAGUAAAGCUCUCCUCAUAAUCGUUGGAAAUCCUCACAUCCUCAUUCGGGAUCCUUGCUUCAGGUCCCUUCUGGAGUACAGUUUCAUCAAUGGAGCUUAUCUGGGCUGUGAUCCUCCUCCCUGCCUCAAAGAUACUCCAGUAGUUGCAGCAGCCCCAAGUACAUAAGAGGAGAGAUGACAAGAUACUCUGCCUUUUGAAAAAAUAAAUCCUGUUUCCUGUUUUGGAUAAAAUUUGACCGUUCGUAUUUUUAGCUAGAGCUUUUUCAUGCUCAUUUGUGUAGUUUAGUCCUGCUUUUGUAGUAGUGAUUAUUUAAUCCUGGUAUUUGUAUUCCUUCCUGGUAUUCCUUGCGUCUGUUCACCUCGGUGUGGCUGAGUCUGCUCUGUUUAAUCAAUAAAAAAACCCUGUUCUUUCAG
This is a messenger RNA of Periophthalmus magnuspinnatus, 3828 nucleotides long. It is a transcript of the gene mov10l1, whose product is annotated as Mov10 like RISC complex RNA helicase 1. The record is from RefSeq and is a predicted model, not a curated record. The transcript is spliced from 26 exons. NCBI's taxonomy places the organism in Eukaryota, Metazoa, Chordata, Actinopteri, Gobiiformes, Gobiidae. The coding region runs from base 140 to 3580 and encodes 1146 amino acids. Gene Ontology annotation, molecular function: helicase activity.